Camellia sinensis is the source of this 957-nucleotide messenger RNA. RefSeq names its product nuclear pore complex protein NUP205-like. Gene Ontology annotation, cellular component: nuclear pore. Lineage: Eukaryota; Viridiplantae; Streptophyta; Magnoliopsida; Ericales; Theaceae. The record is from RefSeq and is a predicted model, not a curated record. Gene Ontology annotation, biological process: translational initiation. Gene Ontology annotation, molecular function: translation initiation factor activity.
CUCCCUAAAGCCCUCCUCUCCUUCCGAAUUAGGGCUUUUCCCGCCUUUUCACUCUCUUCUCUACUGAAAGAGAGAGAGAGAGAGCAUUCUCUGAUUCUGGUUCUAGGGUUUCAUCAUUCAAUUCAAUAAUGGUGUCCCCUAAGCUACUCUUUUCCACCAUCGAGUUUCCCUCCUCGGCCCAACCUCUCCUUCUCCCUCUCAAAGGAUCGAGCUCAUGCACGCCAUUCGCCACUCUCUCCCCUCUCUCCAAUCCCUCCUCUCUUACCCUCCUCCGAAACAGUCAGACCGUGCUCAAGUCCAGUCCAGAGAAGUCAGGCUUCCGGAUUCUUCCCCAAUUUCACUUGAUGAGCAGGAUGUUCAGAUUCCAAUGGAAAUUUAUGUUGAUAACGAGGCGAAAUUGACCCUUCAUGGUCUUGUACAGGUUUUUCCCUUUUCUGACAUCUACGGUCGUUAGUUCUUCCUUAACUUCAUCUCUGUUAAGAUGCUGAGCAUUUUUUACUUCCAUCCGGUCAGGCUGAGGAUCUCUUUCACUGUUUUUUGAUUUUCUUAGUGCUCCACCCAAGGUAAUAUUAUCGCCAGAUGCAGAUCCACCAGUUGUCAGAAUAAUGGAUUGCAAGUACGACAUGCACUCACAAACAUUCUUCGGCUUUCUUUUUUUAAUGGUGGAUGCACUUUGAUGCUUCGAUAAAAUCCUACUCUGAGAUCACGUUGAUAUUAAUUUAUUGAUGGAUACAUAUUACAUUCUACUAAUAUGGGACUAAUCUUCAGAAAAUUUCAUGGUGCAUAUUUUAUGAAGAUUUAUGUGAUCUUCACAUUAUUAUUGCAAUUGACUAAUUUACUUUAGGCUACUAUUUUGGACAAUUGCUUAUAGUUAAGGGCAUUGAAAAACAAACAUUAAAUUUAAGGCUUGGGGGUGAGACAAUGGUUGAAAAUAUAGAUGUCGAAGUUGAUGUUCUA